Molecule: messenger RNA, 366 nt
Organism: Leguminivora glycinivorella
Lineage: Eukaryota; Metazoa; Arthropoda; Insecta; Lepidoptera; Tortricidae
Product: putative chitinase 1
Exons: 3
Coding region: 1-306 (101 amino acids)
Biological process (GO): chitin catabolic process; carbohydrate metabolic process
Cellular component (GO): extracellular region
Molecular function (GO): chitinase activity; chitin binding
Source: RefSeq, a predicted model, not a curated record
AUGAAAAAUGUUCUAAUUUCCAAAAUUGCAUCCGUUACAUUUGCAAAUAUAUCUGCGAACCAAAAGGAUAAUCCUUCUGCAUGGAGCAUCACCGAGGUGGAGGGCAACUACGUGUAUGCCAACAAGGACCUCUUCUGGGUCGGCUACGACAACCCCAACACUAUCAAGGCUAAGGCACAAUACGCCAAAAACACUGGUCUGGCAGGCAUCAUGUACUGGGCCAUAGACUUGGACGACUUCAGCGGCACUUGCGGAGACAAGUUCCCACUCGUUUCUGCCGGCAUUGCUGGAUACAACUCUGCUUAAUUUAAACAAUAGUUUUACUAUAAAAUUUCAGUACUAAAUAAAAUAUUUUAUUGUAAUAAU